This is a messenger RNA of Periconia digitata, 561 nucleotides long. Lineage: Eukaryota; Fungi; Ascomycota; Dothideomycetes; Pleosporales; Periconiaceae. The record is from the annotation of a GenBank genome assembly.
UGCCAUAUACUACCCUACAGCCAUGAUUCAACACCACGAGUAUGGAAACGAGGAUUGACUUGCAGACUCUUCCAUUACCGUUACCUGAUUUGUACCUGUAUCUGGAUGUUUGGGACUUCUUGGGCGAUGUUUUGGACAAGACUACGGACCUCGGCUGGAAUCUACAGGGUGAUUUUUGGGCAUGUAUACGAAUGCUGACGCCGACGCCGAGUCCCGAUGUCCCUCUGGAUCUUGUUGUGCGGGAAGGGACGCGUGGGCUAGUGAGAUGAGCGGUGUUGGUCAGCACGGGAUCCAGACGAUGGGGAGGUUGAAGCAUGAGAGGACUACAAGAGGGAAAAGCGACAAAGCUGACUGUGCAUUUGUGGAGCAUUCUGGGUGGUGAAGGAGAAAGAGACGGUGAUGAUGAAGGAAUUGUACUUGUUCACUGGCAUGGUACUCAUUCCUCACUCCUCGGAGCCGGACACUGCCGAGCCAAACUUUACGGAUGAAGUAAAAAGAGAGAGAGAGAGAGAGAGCGACAUGCAGCUGCAUGGAAUCCCGAAUCCCUACCGUGCACGACAC